AUGGUCAUUAACUCGCAUGGCCCUGAAGGCCCUCUCGUCGACAACACCAACGAUGUCGGCGAGGCCUUCAAAACGUCCCCAUCGACAACCUUGAAGCCAUUCAUCAAACCCGCAGUGAACUUUGCGUCAGCAGAAAGGCUUCAAGGUAGCAUUCACUCACUCCCUGAGCUAGUUGACUUCAAUGCCAUCAACAAUGCCACCCACACGUUCUGCGUUCAAGCACAGUCGCAAGAGCCCUUUGACACAAUCACCCACGGCGAAUUCAAGGUGGCUGUCGCCAAGUGCGCAGCUUGGUUGAAGGAGAACCUGCCCAUCAAAAAGGCUGAGGGCAGUGGUGUUCUGACAGAUAUGGCCCCCGUGGCUCUCUUUAUGGAGAGUGAUAUAGGUCUUGUGAUCCAUGAGUUUGCACUCAUGAGCAUCGGCGUGCCUCCCCUUGUUUUGUCUCCCCGCUUGCCACCAGUCGCCAUCAACGCUCUCCUCGAGGGAACAGCAGCGUCGUCCUUCAUCGUGUCGCAGCGAUUGAGUGAGCCCGCCAAGCCUGCAUUGGCCGCAUUGGCUGCCAAAGGCGUUUCUACACACAUUGGCAACCCGUACAAGGCCUACUAUCAGCAAGGCGCUGACCCAAGCACCAACGCACCUUUUGACCUUCCGGAGAACCCCGACAGCAUCAUUCUCCUGCUACACUCGUCUGGUACCACUGGGUUGCCCAAGCCGAUUCCCAUCACGCACCGUCAGCUUCUGUUUGCGGUCAACUGCCACAAGUUCGACACCGAAGAAGAGGCCCAGAGUCUCAACUUGUCUACUCUGCCCCUUUUUCACGGUUUUGGCUUGGUUGCCCCUGGACUGUCCAUGUCCGCUGGCAAGCCAACGCUUUAUCCCGCCAACGACGGCAUUCCUAACGCUCGCUCCAUUGUCGACCUGAUCAAGAAGAGCAACGCCAAGUCGAUGAUGACUGUGCCAUUCCUUCUCGAUGAUAUCACAAACCUGCCCGAGGAUGAGGGCGUCAAGGCACUUCAGCACAUGGACUUUGUCGGCACAGGCGGUGCUGCACUUGGUGCUGGAAUAGGCGACCGUCUCGCCGCAGGAGGUGUCAAGUUGCUUAACUUCUACGGCACGACAGAGACGGGCCCUUUAUCACUCACCUUUGCUCCCAAAGACGACUAUGACUGGAAGUACUUCCGCCUCCGCACAGACUGCGAGUACAAGGUCGACGAGCUCGCACCCAAAGAAGACGAGCGCCGCUUCCGCUUGACUGUCUAUCCCUAUGGCGGAACGGAGGGAUUUGAGAUCUCCGAUCAAUUGAUCCGCAACGAGAGAUACCCAGAGACCGAUUUUGCCGCCGUUGGCCGUGACGAUGAUGUCAUUGUCCUGGCCACUGGGGAGAAGGCCAACCCUCUGAUCUUGGAGACUUCCCUCACCGAGACACCGGGCAUCAAGGCUGCUAUUGCCUUUGGCGAGAACCAGUUCAACCUAGGUGUCAUCGUCGAGCCUGUGGAGCCUGUGAUUCCCGAGAGCGAGGCUGCAUUCAAGGAUAAGAUCUGGCCUAUUAUCACUGCAGCUGGCGAGAAAAUGGACGCCUACUCUCGGAUUCCUUCGCCAGAGGCCAUUGUUAUUGUUCCCGCCGGUGUGACCGUGCCUCGUACAGACAAGGGCUCGAUCGCCCGCAAGGAGACCUAUGCCCUCUUUGACCGUGAGAUCAAAGCAGUGUACGAAAGGCUUCUCCAAGCUGCGUCGGAAGCUACAGAGCCUCUCGACCUCGACAACCUUGAGCCCCAUCUCAAGAAUUUGGUCCACACCAACUUGCGUCUGCAGGCUCCUCCAUCAGAAUGGAGCGUCGAGGAUAGCAUCUUCGACGUGGGUGCCGACUCUUUGCAGGCACUUCAACUGAGGCGAGUUUUGGUUGCGGCAGCUUCCAAGACUGACGCAUUCAAGGAUGUUGAUGUUGCCAAGCUGAUUCCUGCUGAGUUCAUCUAUCUGAAUCCCUCAGUUCGUGAGAUGGCCACAGCUCUUACCAAGGGGUCUUCGUCUGGCGAGUCUUCGUUGGAAGAGGCUGCCAAGGGCAUUGAGGAGUUCGUCGAAAAAUACACACUCACCAUCCCGGCUUCUGAGAUCAAGGCACCAAGUUCAUCUGAAAAUGCCUUUGUCCUCGUCAGUGGCAGCUCUGGAAGUCUCGGGUCGCACAUCGUCGCGGACCUUGCCCGACGCCCCAAUGUCCAGAAGAUCGUCUGCCUCAUCCGCAAGGACAAGGGCACCAAUGCUCCUCCCAUGCCUGGAGGCAAUCCCAUUGACAAGAAGGUUCUCAAAUCUCGCAACAUCACCCUGAGCGACGCCGAGUGGGCCAAGAUUGCCACGCUCGAGGUUGACCCUACGGCGGAGAAGCUGGGGCUUAUCCCAAUGGCGUAUGGUAUGAUGCAGAUGAAGGUUACUCAUGUGAUCCACGCUGCCUGGCCCAUGAACUACUUGCUCAAGACCAGUUCGUUCCAGUACCAGUUCAAGUUCUUGAAGAAUCUCCUCGAGUUCGCCGUUCAAGGGGCUGGAACUACCAAGAAGCGCUUCACAUUCUUGUCUUCCAUUGCCGCUGUUGCCCGCAUUGGUCUUGGAACCCCUGGUAACCCGCUUCCAGAGCAGCCCGUUGCGCCUUCAGACGGUGCGUGCGGCAUUGGGUACGCUGACGGCAAGCUUGUUUGCGAGAAGAUCCUGGAGCGCGCAGCAGAGACAUACGCCGGGCAACUCGACAUUACGUCUGUUCGCUGUGGCCAGAUGACUGGUGCCAAGAACACGGGUGUAUGGAAUGCCAAUGAACAGAUCCCGAUGCUUCUGCGUUCGGCGCAGACCAUGGGGUCACUGCCUCAACUUCAAGGAACCCUCUCAUGGAUCCCCGUAGAUGAUGCUGCCGCCACCGUCAGCGAGAUGACACUCGCCAACGGCUCUUUGCCUAUUGUGCAGCAUCUUGAGAAUCCUGUCCGCCAAUCGUGGGAAGAUAUGGUGCAGGCUUUCGCCAAAGAGCUCAACCUUUCCGCUCCUGUAGUCCCAUUCGAUCAGUGGUUGGACCAGGUGGCCUCUGCCGAGUAUAGCGAUGAGGAUCUGCCAGUGAAGAAGCUCAAGGCCUUCUUCGGCAAUUUCUUCAAGACAGUGGCGUGCGGCCACGUAGUGUUGGACACGACAGUGGCCAAGACGCAGUCGCCAACACUAAGCAACAUGGGGGCCGUGAGUGAUCUACUGGUCAAGGCAUAUAUAGAUUACUGGAAGAGCACGGGGUACCUAAGGAAACUGCUCAAUAGUCCGCGGCUGGCUCCCCUGAAAGAGGCCAUCAUCAGCCUCCCACAGGCACUUCAAGCACUCACGAAUAAAUACGCCGACCUGUCUUCACUAAAGGAUGCCACAACAAGCGUCAACAGCUUUGCGCAAUGGAUCACAAACGGCGACUCCUCAAUGCUGGAGCGAAAUAUGUCCGGCCUCGUCACACUCCCCUUGCUCACGACUAUCCAUAUUGUGCAGUAUCUGGACUACUUGGAAAGAAUGAACCAACGGCACGAAGAUUUUCUGUCAGACGUUGAAGACGGGGGCAUUCAAGGGUACUGCAUUGGUCUCUUGUCAGCCAUCGUGGUCGCAUGCUCACGAAACGAGGAUGAGCUGAUCGAACAUGCCGUCAGCGGCAUCCAGCUGGCACUCGGCAUCGGAGCGUUUGGGGACCUCGGGGCGCCCGCAGAAGGUGAUUCAAACACCAUGCAAAUUCGACUGAAGAACCAGAGCGAUACAGAGUCAAUUUUGAAGGAAUUUCCAGGGGCCUACGUUUCUACCAUCACAGACGCCAAAACACUCAGUCUCAUCGUCCCGCCUGAGCAAAUCAUACAGUUCAAGUCAUAUGCCGCUUCCGAAGGGCUUCGGGCGCGCCAGAUGCACAUUCGGUCCAACCUCCACAACAAGGGCAACCGCGCGCUGGCCGAGACUUGCACAGAGAUCCUGAGCGACAUUCCUUUCCCGACAUCGGAGCGCCUCCAGGUGCUUGUCCGCUCGAAUAAAACAGGAGAGACGCUGCCUGAUGAUGCCGAUUCGAUGAUUGAAGAAGCAGUGACCACAAUCCUUGCAUCUCAGUGCAACUGGUCCCUCGUCGUUAGCAAUCUGGCCGAAGAUCUCAAAGAGACGGGCAAGAAAACGCACGGAAUUGCCUUGUUCGGCAUCGGUGACUCAGUGCCCAUUUCAACGUUCAAAAAGCUUGGACUGGAGCUGUACAAGACGGAUGUGCUUGCUUUCACAGACACACCGCCCACACCAUUCGUGCCUCCUAGCUCAGCAGACGCCUUUCCACCAGAUGCCAUUGCCAUUGUCGGUGCAGCCUGUCGGCUGCCCGGCGCCAGCUCUCUGGACGAGCUUUGGAACAUCAUCUCCCAAGGGCAGUCGAGGCUCGAGAAGCUCCGCACUGACCGUGUGAAUCUCAAGGAAUCUUAUCGUGCCUCGCAAGACAAAGACUGGGUGGCGAAGCGAGAGUUCUUUGGCAACUUCAUUGACGACGUCGAUGCGUUCGACCACUCUUUCUUUGGCAUCAGCCCUCGAGAGGCCAAGUACAUGGAUCCCCAGCAAAGACUUUUGCUAGAGACGGCUUUUGAGGCUAUGGACUCGAGUGGCUACCUGCGGCAUCACAAGCGUGAACGUGGCGAUGCAGUAGGUUGCUUCUUGGGCGCCAGUUACACCGAAUACCUCGAGAACACCAGUGCCUACUCUCCGUCCGCAUUCACGGCGACCAGCACGAUCCGAGCUUUCCUGUCUGGUAAGAUCAGCUAUCAUUUUGGCUGGACGGGCCCCUCUGAGGUGAUCGACACAGCCUGCUCAGCGUCCAUUGUUGCCGUGCACCGUGCCGUCCGUGCCAUCAACGCUGGCGAGUGUCCUGUCGCGCUCGCCGGUGGUGUCAACAUCAUCACCGGGGUCAACAACUACUUUGACCUCGGAAAGGCCAGCUUCUUGAGUCAGACUGGACAAUGCAAGCCAUUUGACGACUCGGCUGACGGCUACUGCCGUGCUGAUGGCGUUGGUCUAGUCGUUUUGAAGCCACUCAGCAAGGCCAUCUCCGACAACGACCACAUCAUGGGUGUCAUUCCCGCCGUGGCCACAAACCAAGGUGGCAUCGGCGCGCCAGGCAUCACGGUGCCGGACGGCAUACUGCAAAAGUCUCUGUACCGUGGCAUUUUGGAAAGCUCCGGCAUCUCCCCAGAGCAAGUGACCUACGUCGAAGCCCACGGCACCGGCACGCAGGUCGGAGAUCCCAUCGAGAUUGGCAGCAUCCGCGAGGUCUACGGUGGUGCUCACCGUGACGCCCCUUUGUUUUUGGGCUCAUUGAAGUCCAACAUUGGUCAUAGCGAGACAGCUGCCGGUGUUGCCUCGCUUAUCAAAGUCCUCGCCAUGUUGCGGAACCGGGGCAUUCCACCUCUGCAGGGCUUCAAGCGCCUCAACCACAAGAUUCCGCCGCUGGAGGUUGACAAGAUGCACAUUCCCACCAAACUCCUGCCGUGGGACGCAGACAACCGCAUCGCGUGUAUCAACAGUUAUGGCGCGUCAGGAAGCAACUCGGCACUUUUGUGCUCGGAGUGGCAUGAAGAGACGCCCACGAUGGUGACAGAGCCCGUCACCGCUCCCCCUCAGGAGUAUCCCAUUCUCCUCAGUGCGGCAUCCGCUUCGAGUCUGCAGCGCUUCGCAAACGAGCUGGCCACCUACAUCUCCAAAUCGAAUGCUGAUGUGACGCUCGGCAACCUGGCGUAUACACUUAGCCAGCGUCGCAAGCAUCAUCGCAUCCGAUGGUCUGCCACUGUCGCGGAUCUGGGCAGCCUGAUCGAGAAGCUCCAGUCUUGCGCCCCUGAGGACUUUUCCACUGCUCCCCAAACUACCAAGAGCAUUGUGCUUACAUUUUCAGGCCAGAGCAGGACCACGAUUGGUGUCAGUCCCGCGGCCAGACAGAGCAACCCUCGUUUUGACUAUUACAUUCAGAAGUGCAACACCAUCCUCCAGAGCUAUGGAUGCCCAGACAUCCUACCGUAUCUCAGCCAGACAGAAACCAUUGAGGACGUCACUAUUCUGCAGUGCGGAACUGUAGCGGUUCAGUAUGCUUGCGCCCAGUGCUGGAUUGAUGGUGGGCUUUUCGUUGCUGGCAUUGUCGGUCACAGUCUUGGCGAGUUGACCGCCUUGGCCGUGUCCGGUGUUCUAUCACUCAAAGACAUGCUCAAGGCUGUGCACACCCGCGCUGAGCUUCUCAAGGCACGGUGGGGGCCGGAUCGCGGCACCAUGUUAGCGAUUCAUGCCAACAUCGACACUGUCCGCACCAUAAUGGAUGUGGUUGAGUCGAUCAUCGAUCACCAGGAUGAGGCCUUGGAAGUUGCCUGCUACAACAGUGUCACAAGCCACAUUGUUGUCGGCAAGGAAAGGUCCGUCGCGAUGGCCGAGCGUAUCAUCCAGGAGGAUGCUCGCUUCCAUGGUCUGCGCUAUCAGCGUUUACAGACCAGCCAUGGCUUCCACUCUCGCUUUACUGAGCCUCUUCUCUCUGGCCUGAUUGCUGUUGAGCGGACCAUUGAAUUCAACAAGCCAGUGAUUCCUCUGGAGACGAGCACUCAGCAACAGGUAUCCUUUGCCAACAAGUCCAAGGAUCGCUACUUGGCCAACCACGCGCGCGAUCCCGUAUACUUUGUUGACGCAGCUCGUCGCAUCGAGUCCCGACUCGGCGAGUGCGUUUGGCUUGAGGCUGGAUGGAGCACCCCCAUCAUCUCCAUGGUGAAGCGUGCUGUCGCGAAACCAGCGGUGCACACGUUUCAGGCUGUCACGUCGCCUGCCGCCGUGGCUGUCGAGCUGUGGCGUGAGGGCAUCGCGACGACGUACUGGAGCUUUUUCACGCCCAAGGAGAGCGGCUUGAAGCACAUUUACCUUCCACCCUACAGCUUUGACCGCCCCAAGUACUGGCUCGAACACGUCGACCGCGCGAUGGAAGAACGCCGUGCUGCUGAGGCUGCCAAGGGGGAGACCUCGCAAGCGCCUGCCAAGGUGCAGCCUAUGAUUGUCUUCAAGCGCAGUGAGGGUACCAAGCACCAUUUCAAGCUGCACACAGAGACCGAGCGAUACACACGUAUCGUUCAGGGCCAUGCGGUCAGGGCCAAGCCUCUCUGCCCUGCCUCGGUGUACAUGGAGUCCGCCAUCAUGGGCGUGAACCUUCUCGGUUCAGCGCCCAUGGGCAAGACCAUCACAUUUGAGAAUGUUGGUUUCCAUCGUCCUCUGGGCUGUGACGACAACCUAGACGUCGAGCUCAUCCUUCAAAAGGGUGCUGAAGAUGACUGGCACUACGCCGUUUCAUCCGGGCCACGGGCCUUGCAUUCGGACGGCAACUUCAGUGCCACAACGUCCGAAGUCUCCGAUCUGCAGCUCUACGAGAUGCUCUUGGCUGACAAGAUCGAGACUCUCCGCAACGACGCUGAAGCUGAGAAGCUGCGCACCAGUACUGCCUACAAGCUCUUUUCCAGGGUCGUCGAGUACUCUGCCCUCCUCAGGGGUAUCACCAGCAUCACUCUCGGCUCGCGUCAGGCCAUCGCCCAAGUCAAGGUACCCAAAUCUACCUGGGCAGCCCAGGGCGAGUCAUGUGUCACCGAAUUUUACGAUGCCGUGGCGUUGGACACGUUCAUCCAGGUGCUUGGGCUGCUGAUCAAUUCGGAUACCGGCUCGUCCGCUGAUGAUGAGAUCUAUGUUGCCAGCAGUAUCGGCAAGAUGGUCGUCUCGCCUACCGACUUCACCAAGCCUCAGACUUGGACCGUGUACGCCACAUACUCCACGGCAGACAGCAAGACAUCCAGUGGUGCUGUCUUCGUCUUCAAUGAGGAAGGAAAGUUGUCCAGCUUUGCGACAAAAGUGCAAUUCAUGCGCAUCAAGGCUGCUAAACUCGAACGGGUGCUAGAAAGCGCCAACCCCAGCAUCUCUUCUGCUCUGCCCUUGCCGGAGACCUCAGUUCCGUUUAUGCCCGUACCAGUCCAGCAGCCUACUUCGGCACCAAAUUUGGCACCCAAGUCCGUCACUCUUGCAAUUCCGGGGCCCGACUCUGGCAAGGUCAAGGCAAAGAUCUCAGACCUCAGGGCUCUCAUUUCUGUCUACACUGGUGUUCCCGUUGAGGAGAUGCGUGACGACCAGAGCUUUGGAAACAUGGGUCUCGACUCGCUGGCCUCGAUGGAGCUGGCGGACGAGAUGGAGUCCAAGCUCGAUCUCAAGGUGCAGGCCGAGGAUCUCUUGCUCGGCACAGUGGGCAGUCUUGUUAACAAGCUGCCUGGUGCAUCAGGAGAGCUGGUUUCUAGUGCCGGCAUGGGCAUGGUCCCGGAUGACACCAGCUCGGAGUCAUCAGGGUCCUUCCGUGGCACUACUGGACUGCCUACUAGUAUACCCCCCACCCCAACGGGGAUCUCUGAUAACGAGGAUGAGGAGUUGGGCAUGCCAUGGAAGCGUCCCGAUGGUCCUCUGAACAGCAGAUUCAAGAUGGAGACAGUCGUUUACAAGGUCGAGGGUGGCGUUCAAGUCCCCGCAGACAUCUACGUGCCGGCAGAAGCACCACCCAGUCCGAUGCCUGUAGCUCUCAUGAUCCAUGGCGGCGGCCACCUCACGCUCUCGCGUCGUGCUGUCCGUCCAUUGCAGACCAAGUUCCUCUUGUCGGAGGGAAUUCUGCCGGUCAGCAUUGACUAUCGCCUUUGCCCACAGGUCAAUGUGAUUGAUGGAUCCAUGGCUGACACUCGCGACGCCUGUGCAUGGGUCCAGCGCGACCUGCCUUCCAUCAUGGCGCGAAAGGGGAUUGAUAUUGAUCCAACGAAGCUCGUCGUCAUUGGGUGGUCGACGGGCGGUACACUGGCCAUGACCACGUCUUGGACGCUCAAGAAUGCUGGUCUCACGCCUCCUAGGGCCAUCCUGAGUUUCUACUGUCCUGUCACUUACGAUCCAGCCGCCCCCGUCCUCAUGGGGCAGGAGCAUAGUCCUCGAACCAUGGCCCUUAGCGAGAUUCGAAACCUUUUACCUUCCACACCCACUACUUCACAUGCCUUCAAUAGCACCGACAGCAGCAAGCUUGGUUGGGUCCACAAAGGCGAUCCACGGUCUGAGCUCACGCUGGCGCUUGUCAAGGAGCACCGCGGCAUGUCACUGCUGUUCAAUGGUCUCCCAACGACGGGAGAAGAGCUCUUCGAGCCGGACGCGGCGCGGGCUCGAGAGUUCAGUCCUCUGCAGCAUGUGCUGGACGGCGACUAUAGUGUGCCGACAUAUCUGAUCUUUGGCGACCAGGAUGAGAUCGCACCAUUCCCAAAGGCGGCCGAGUUUGCAAAGGCGCUGGCCAGUACGCGUGUGCGGAGUGGCUUUCUACCAGUGCCGGGGGCCAAGCACAUCUUCGAUUUGGGUCUGGCUCCAGGAAGCGAAGGUUGGGCUAGGACCAUUGGGCCUGGGUAUGAUUUCCUGUUGCAAGAGUUGGAGAGGUGA
Messenger RNA from Emericellopsis cladophorae, 9477 nucleotides. RefSeq names its product Non-reducing polyketide synthase ascC. The coding region runs from base 1 to 9477 and encodes 3158 amino acids. The transcript is spliced from 5 exons. NCBI's taxonomy places the organism in Eukaryota, Fungi, Ascomycota, Sordariomycetes, Hypocreales, Bionectriaceae. Gene Ontology annotation, molecular function: phosphopantetheine binding; 3-oxoacyl-[acyl-carrier-protein] synthase activity; hydrolase activity. Gene Ontology annotation, biological process: fatty acid biosynthetic process; secondary metabolite biosynthetic process. The record is from RefSeq and is a predicted model, not a curated record.